AACCUCGAGUGUCAUAGCAGCAUUUUAGUACUAAUUUAAAUAGUGAUGGUUAGUGUACUAAAUUAUCCCAUAAGUCAAUUGGUCAUUGGAGAGGAAUCGCUUGCGAAAAUUGUAAACUAUCUGGAAAAUAAAACUGUCAGCGGCAGUAUAAAAAAUGCAGACACAAUAUGCACUACAUUUUUGCAAGUAAAGUUGUUUAACACUGAUAUUUAUUAAAGAAACUUAAAAAUGUGAUUGACAUAUUUGAAGAAGUAGAAUCAGACUUGGUUCAUACAGAGAAUAAAAUAGAUGAAACUCGUGGAACCGUGUAUAGGCUUGGAAACCAGUUUGACAGAAUAGGUCGCUUCUGCAUGAACGAAAUUCCAUUUGUAGUACAGAAAGAACAUGACCAGGCUUCUAAUAAUCUAACUGCUUUAAAAUGGAAUAUCAAAAAAACUCAAGAGGAAUACAAUAAAGUAUUUAAUAGACUGAAAUCGCUAGCUGCAUCAAAAAAGUGUAUUGAAGGUGAGAUUUCACAACUGACUGGAUGCACAAAUCUGGUGAAUGAAAAAUCUUUAAUUACAGAGGGCGAACUUAAGGGAAUUAUCGAUCGAACAACUAAAGCAUUAGAAACACUUGCAAAAGCGAAUGCUAAGUUAAACGAAACACAAAUACAUUAUAAUGCUGUGAAACAAAAAUCUGAAGAGAUUCGACGGAAUUUAGCUAACGAUGUUCGCAAAGCUGAACAAAAUUUAACUGAUGCUCAAACUAAAUUAAAAGAAGCUAUAGAUAUUGAACCAAUACUUAUACAAGAAACAAUAAAUAUGAAAAAUAAAAUUGAAUCAUUAAAAUUACAAAUUCAAACAUUAACUGAAACAUUAAAACAACAUCAACAAAUUAUGAAUGAAUUAAAACAACAAUUAAUUGAAUUAGAUAAAAAUUCUAUAAAUAAACAAUAUAUAUUAGAUAAUUUAUUAUUAUGGAUUAAAAAUAAUGAAGAAAAUUUAAUUAGUCAAUUUAAUGUUGAUAAUGAUCAUUAUGAAAAACGUAUUAUAGAUUAUCAAAAUGAAAUAGGUAAAUUAAGAAAAUCUAUUGAAUUACUUGAAUCACGUUUACUUACUGCACAAGAUUUAUUACAAGUUUCAAAUACUGAUUAUAAUCGUAUACAAUUAAAACAUUCAUCAGUUAAAGAUGAUUUAGAAUUAACUAAAUCUCGAACAAGAACAGAACAAGAUGAGAAACAAAAUAUGUUAAAAUAUUUACAACAUAAAAUAAAAGAGGAAUGUGAAAUCAAAUCUAAACUGAUGAUAGAUUUAGAAAAUAAUCUUACAGAAUUCGAGAGAAUUAAACAAGAUGGUUAUCAAAAACGUUUAGAAUUAGAAGCAACAGCUAAGCAAUUAGAAAAUAACUAUGAAAAUGUUAAAUCAGAAUUAGAAGCUAUUCAAUUGAAUCAUAAUUAUUAUUCAGAACAAUUGAAUAUUAUACAAAACGAAUAUAAACAAUUUGAAAAUGAAUGGAAUCAAGAAUAUUCUACGAUGUGUAAUAAAGUUCAAACACUAGAUGAUUCUCUACUGAAAUCUAAAACACAAUUCAGUGAAUUAAAAACAAGAUUAGAAGGAAUGACAAAUGAGAAGAAUUUUCUACAGAAGAAACAAAAUAAACUUAGAUUAUCAUUAUUAGCAUUAAUGAAAGUGAAACUACGAGGAACUACAAAAUUAAGUCAGUUGAGAUGUACAAUUGCUGAUCUCACAAAAACAAACAAAACAUUGGUCUCAGAAAUAAACAUUUUGAAAAGGCAAACUGAAGAAAUGAAUCAACUUCAAACCAAACGUGAAUUACAACUGUCUAACUUAAUGAAAACUCGUGAUUCAGUAUUGAAAAAACUAAAGGAGGAUUUAAGUGAGAAACUCUCUCUUAAUUUAAAAUUAUCUGAUCAAUAUAUUAAAAUGCAAGAAGAACAAAGCAAAUUGUUAUCAUUAUUUUACUUAGCUGUAACAAAUUCCGUAUUAGAUCAAAAUCAAUUAUUCAAUGCAGAACAACUUUUAGCAUUGUGGGCAAGAAUUUUACGUCAACGUAAUUAUUGGGAAUUGAAACAGCAAGCAAAACAAGAAAUAGAAGUGAAUGAAUUAUUAAAUCAAAAUGAUCAAAUUAAUCAACAAAUUAAUAAAAUUAAUGAAAUCAAUAUGAAUAUGAAACCAAUACUUUCUAUAGAGUAUAAAACAUGA
Molecule: messenger RNA, 2204 nt
Organism: Schistosoma mattheei
Lineage: Eukaryota; Metazoa; Platyhelminthes; Trematoda; Strigeidida; Schistosomatidae
Source: the annotation of a GenBank genome assembly